This is a messenger RNA of Symbiodinium necroappetens, 5256 nucleotides long. NCBI's taxonomy places the organism in Eukaryota, Dinophyceae, Suessiales, Symbiodiniaceae. The record is from the annotation of a GenBank genome assembly.
AUGGACUGGGACUUGCAUGAGGAUGCCAUCGGCCUGGACCGCUUCAAACCGUGGGACAGGCUCAAGGCCAAACCAAGGCAGCCAUCCUCCGAGGACUCCUCCGUGGAGGCGGCGCCCCUCGGGGCGCUUGCUGUGGACGAGCUCGAUCUCCGACAGAAGAAAGCCCCAGGACAUGUCCCAGCAGGCCGUCCUUCUGAGCGCGUGCACGAAGUGCAAGGCGGCGCCUCGCCACCUUCGGAUCGGACGCUUCGAAGCUUGGUCCGGGAAGCUUGUGUGUCCUUGCGGCGACCGGUGAGUGAGGCCGACAAGCUCGUGGCACGCCUGCACCGGGAGUGGUUGGAGACCCCGAAGCAGCUCCUGACCUUGGGAUCGGAGGGCUGGGCGCGCCUGGCCCUGCCCGUCGGCUUAGAGUCCGAGCUGCAGAAGCGCCUUGGCCUAAGCCAAGGUGCCUGGAUCGAGCGGUUCCCAGGGGACAAAGAUGCCUCGAAGUCGAAGCAAACACCCACGGCCAUAAAGGAACGCCCAGGCUCAGAUCUGCUUCUGGCGCUGCGUCGCCAUUGCGGCGAUGCUUGGGCUUCCCACCUGUUUUCCGCCUUGGGCCUCCAGCACCGGGAGACUGUGGAUGCCAACUGCCUCCAAUCGGCACUGCGAGUGCUUGGCGUGCCGAGCUUCAGCACUGCACAGGUCGCCUCGGCCGUUCGAAGGGCGGCGAAAGGGGCAGAAGCCCGUGGACCUCCCUCAGCAGAUGCCGUGGUCGCUGCAAUCCAUGGGCCGCUGCGGGGGCCGCGGGCGCAGGAGGUCUCGAACAUCUUCUUCGACCUCGGAGGAGACAUCCGUGGAACCCUCGCGGUCCAGGCGCUGCGCAGGCGCCUUGCCGCCAGGGAGCUGCCUGCAGUAAAGGCUGGACACGUUUCCGCUGAUGAGGCAUUUCGCGAAUUCCUGCGUCGCUGGGGCUCCAAGAAGGAUGUGGAUCAAGAGAGCUUCUCGUCGGCUCACGUGGUGCUUUCGGCCCUCUAUCGUGGAGACGAAGCCGGUUUUGGGCGCCUGCUCAGGAGGAUCUGGCGCCUUCCUCAGGCACCCGAGCAGGAGGUAGAGCCUGCAAAGCCAUCCAGGCCCUUGCCCGCCAGGCAAUUGCAGGUGCCGGAGGACCCCUUGCCAAGACACCAGCCAUCAUCACGAAGAAGCAUAGACCGCAUGGCAGCCAUCACAGAGUCCAUCAGGUGCUCAGAAGUGUCCACUUCGCUAUGCGCCGCUGGCUCAAGCCCUUUGCGGAGAGCAAAGGCAUCCGACAAUGCAGACCCGAUAGGGAACUCCGGGAUGGUGGCUGUCAGAGGCCGAAACAUCCUGCUUGGCUUCGUCCUCGUCCUCGGAGCCAAUGCAUUCAAGCUGCAAGCGCAUGGAAGUCCAGGCGCCAGCUCCGCUGGCAAGGCAACGAACAUCUCCUUGCUGUCCCAGCCGCAGUCAAACAGAACCGAGUCGCCAGCAAACGCCAGCAUCUCCAGUGGGGGUGAGGAGGCGAAGCGCCGCCAGAUUGUCGCUGAGGGUCGGACCGAGCCCGGGAACAAGGGCCAACAGCCCACAAACGGAACGCAGAACGCCACGAGCAAGGAAGGCGGAAGCUUCGGCUUCGACGUCUCCAAGAUGUCAGUGUCCGAGUUCUGGGAGCCGUACAUGUGGGUUGUGGCAGCCAUCGUCGCCGUCUUCGCCGUGAGCUUUGAACUGUGCCAUCGCCGGCUGGCGGAUGUGGACCUGACCGCAACGCCCGAUUGCGGAGCCGAGCAUCACGAGCACCAGAUGCUGCACUUAUUCAACGGGAUCUUGCCUCUUGUGAGGCCUUUCUACUUCGGCCACGAACGGCGGACAGCCUGGACCUACUUGGCAGCUAUCUCCGUGUUGGGUGUGAUUGACCUGAUACUGGGACUCGUCAUUAUGGUUUGGUCCAAAGAGUUCUGGGACACCAUCGAAAAGAAGAACAUCUCGCGCUUCUUCCCGCUGAUUCUGGAUCUCUGCCUCUUGGCUUUCUCCAAAAUUAUUCUUUCCACCUACGGCCAGUACAUCGGCUUGAUGCUUUCCAUUCGCUGGCGACGCUCCAUGACGCAAUGGUUGCUGACGCAGUGGUUGAAGGAUAAGUGCUUUUACGCGAUGCAGCUCGAUGGCAAAGGUGACGUUCCAGACAACCCGGAUCAGCGAAUCCAGGAGGACGUGCGCCUCUUCGUGGAGCAGACGAUGUCGCUGGGCACAGGCUUCGUUACCGCCGCCACGCAUCUCUUGUCUAGGUUGCCCAUGCUUCUCCUGCUUUCGCCAAGCUACGCGUUCGGAUGGUUCUACUGCCCGGGCUGGCUGCUUUACGUAACGCUUAUCUACUCUGGAGUGGGAGCAGUUGUGGCCCACUUUGUGGGGCAGAAGCUGAUCCUGAUCAACUUCGGCCUGCAGAAGUACGAGGCGGGCUUUCGCUACGACAUCGUGCAAAUCCGCGACAAUGCUGAGAGCAUUGCUCUCUACGGCUCGGAACCCUGCGAGGAGGAGCGAUUACAAGCAAAGUUCGCAUGGAUCGAACGAGUGUGGUGGAUGAUGAUGUGCUACACGAAGCGCCUGGGUUUCUUUGUGUCGUUUUACUACCAAACCUCCAGCAUCUUUCCCUACCUGGUCCUGGCUCCGAACUAUUUUCGGGGUCAAAUCACGCUGGGAACCAUGUUCAUGCUCUUCGACGUGCUUUGGGCCGUGAAGGCCGGAUUUGAUUGGUUCCUGGGGAGUUACUCCGAGCUGACAGGCUAUCGAGCCACUGUAGAUCGGCUUUCGAACUUCACCCAGGCUAUGGAGAGAAGAGAGAACGCCAAGUGCAAAGUCAAGCGGCUGCCGGCUGGAGACAAGGACGCUGCCGUUGUAAGUGGCCUCAACGUCCAGCUUCCGGCCAAAGUCGAUCAGCGCCAGUUGUGGAAGGAUGCCAAUCUGGAAGUAAAGCCAGGCCAGUUCGUGCUGCUGUCGGCACCAGAGGGAACUGGAAAGAGUUGCUUCUUCCGCGCGAUGGCAGGAAUUUGGCCUCAUGCAAGUGGAGAGGUGUAUCUGCCGGCGAAGACCCUCUUCCUGCCACAGAAGUCCUACAUUCCACAGGGCACGCUGAAGCAGGCUGUGGCCUACCCCUCUGGUGCCACCGAGUUCACCGAUGCAGAGGUGCAGGCCGUCCUGGAGGCCGUGCGGCUCACAACCUUGGAAGGUCGUCAGCUCCAUGACGAAGCCAACUGGGCAAUGCUGCUCUCGGGCGGUGAGCAGCAGCGAUUGGCCAUCGCUCGUGUCUUGCUACGGAAGCCGGAGGCCCUGUUCUUGGAUGAGGCGACGAGCGCCCUGGGCGCUGAGGGUGCUCUGGAGGUCUUCCAGCUGCUUCGGCAGCCGAAGAGCCUUCCCGCAGGUGCCGUCGUGGUGACGGUGAGCCAUGAUGUCGAGCUGUUGAAGCCCAUUCACGAUGAACACUACACCUAUGACACAGUGCCAGUGCCUUGCUGGACCGGAUUCGUGGUGCACUACGGUCCCGAGGGCCUGGAGCCGUGCAGCUGCUUUGCCAGAGGUUCCAAGUGGCGGAGCAAGGGCAGCGUGCCAUCCGAGCCAAGGAGCUGCGACAAGGACUCAGCCAGGUCGGGGUCGGGGCAAGCGAAGAAGACGUUGUCGAGCUGCUCCGCAGCAUGGACGUCGAUGGCCACGGGACGGUUGACCUGGAUGACUGGCUGCGUGUUCUUCGGGGACCACUCAGCCCAGCUCGAGCUGGUGUGGUGCGCGAGGAUGGAGCCCCCUCUUGCCCACCAAUUCUCUCUGCCAGAAACCGGUGUGUUGACAGCAAGCGAAGGCAAGGAGGAAACCACCAAGGGCUUCAAGCUCGUUGUCGAAGCGAAGAAGUUCGAUGAUGGCUCUGGUUCAGAUUCUGAAAGUAGCAGUGGAGCCAGUGCCAAAUCCGGCAGUAGCUUGUUGUCAAGGAGAUCCCAGUCCAGCAUGUAUAAGUCCGGGCUGAGCAUCUCCGCGAAAGACAAAGUGGGAGAUACUCGCAGCUAUCGUGAGUUGCUGGAAAGCAAGGGUUACAAGAUCAGAGGUGUCAUCGGUCGCGGCCAGAACAGCGGCUUUUUGGUUCAUUCCGCCAUUCGGGAAGACCAGGAAUAUGCAGUCAAGGUUUCCAUUGAGACGGGCCAGGAAGGCACGAAUGGGGAUGCCAUCCGCAAGGAAUUCCAAAUUUUGAAGCGACUUCAGCACGAGAGAAUUGUCAAGGCAUAUGCUCUCGAAGAUGAACUCGACGAAGGUGUCAAGGGAGUUGCCAUGAUCCUGGAGCUAUGUCACGGUAGCACACUGAAUCGGUGGCUGCCCUGGCACGACAAGAGUACCACGGCUCUGGAUGUGGCCUGCCGACGGCAGUGUUUGACACAGAUUGCCUCUGCAAUUGCUUACCUGCAUUCAGUUGGGAUCGCCCACCGUGACCUCCAUUCGAAGAAUGUGGUCAUGCACGUCAGUCAGAUCAACGGUAGAUACGAAAGCGAGUCAGUGCAAGUGAAGGUCAUCGACUUAGGCUGCGCCCGAGCAAUUGAUAGCGAGGAGGCCAUGGAAGCUGACAUUAAUGUCAACAUCCUUCCCGUCGGAGCGACGCGGCCUUGCGACGUCUUCGCUCUGGGCCUCCUCGGUGCAUCUCUGGUUGCCGGCAAGGAAGUGUCAAGUUGGACGGUAGUUCCGACCGGAUCUCCGUCAGAGGAAUCAGCUCGCAAGCUUCGUCUGCCACCAUCUGGACGGAAGGUUGUGUACAGGAUACCCAAGGAGUCUGAGCAUGUGUCGGACUUUCAGCGGCUGCUGAACCUGUGCGCAUCUCGGGGUCCUCCCGGCUCUGAUGUUUUCCACGGGUCGGCCAGCCCAGCUUUUGCCAGCCUCUGCGACCGGGAGGGCUUGGUGGACUUGCGCGCCCUGCGCGCUCGCUUCAAUGCCUCAAAGCAUCCGGACGUCCAGGCAGGACUCAGGAGCCAGAAGGAGGUGACUAUGGAGCUCCUGUCCGAACUUGGCAGCCACGGUGGGCCACGGAUCUCUCUGGGGGACUUCGCCAGGCAUUACGAGACCAUCUCGGCCGGGAUUCAGGAUGACCAGUACUUCGGACACAUUGUUCGCGGUGUUUGGGGUUUGCCACAGAGUGCCGCCAACGACAUGGCGGCGAAUGCGCACCGUUGUUAUGAAGGUCACAUCAUCACAACCGAGGGAGGUUUAUGUGGGCCAUAUGCGCCUGGGGUCUGCUGA